Messenger RNA from Haliotis rufescens (red abalone), 1298 nucleotides. Its product is annotated as protein rolling stone-like. Gene Ontology annotation, cellular component: membrane. The record is from RefSeq and is a predicted model, not a curated record. The transcript has 6 exons. NCBI's taxonomy places the organism in Eukaryota, Metazoa, Mollusca, Gastropoda, Lepetellida, Haliotidae. The coding region runs from base 63 to 1298 and encodes 411 amino acids.
AAGACUUCCGACCACGCCGUCCCUGGUUACAUUGGAUCCGCCUGGGCCAGGGACCACUGACGAUGACGUCAGCCUUUAGUCAAAGGAUCAAGGAGGAGUUUCAAGCCAGCUACUUCUUUCUACAACACCCGUGUUCAGGCACCUUCGCCAGAUCAGAAUGGAAGGCCGGCCCCUCCGCGUUGUACCUGGUAUGGCGGGCGGUGUGGGCGGGGUACCAUAUCGGUAUCCUCGGCCUCAGUGGGUAUUUAACUCGGUUUACAGUCGACAACGAAGCAAAUAGGGUAAAGAUACUUGUGUACCUGACAAUAUGUAGCUACAUCGUCCUCGCACUCGCUGGCGUCGCCGACCUCGCCCUCUCCGUCUACUUCUACAUCUACAGGAAGCAGGAUCUCCGAGGAGCGGAAGCACCCAUGCCGUGGUAUUGCAAAGCAUUGUGGGUACUUGCCAACAUCUCCAACUCCAUGGCGUUUCUUGUCAGCCUGCUGUAUUGGGUGUUGAUACACGACUAUGAAGUAGGUUUCCAAGGUUACAAUUACAUAACCUUCUUCACCCACGGCGCCAACCUCAUCUACGUCGUGCUCAACCUCCUGGUGACAGCCAUGCCGGUGCGGCUGCUGCAUUUCUACCACGUGGUCAUCUACGGCAUCCUGUACGCUAUUUUCAACGCAGUGUACGUCUUGGCUGGGGGCACAAAUGACCAGAAUGACCACUACAUCUAUAAGUUUCUGGACUGGAACAAAAACCCAGGUUUAAGCUCUGCGAUAUCCCUAGAAGCGGUAGUUGGUACGAUCCUGUUCCAAGGGUUAUCAUAUAACGUCCGGGGGAAAGAUACUGUCACGCCAAUCAAUAUGAGUCUGAAGGCGACUAUGCAGGAGUAUCUGACAUCGUGCAAUGUCGACUUCAGACCAUCUGAAGCGGAAGAUCAACUCAAGGAGAAAAUUAGCCUGAAUAAGAAACCAGUAAAGUACAAGGAAGAUGUCCGGGCGGCACAACACGGUUACGUUGUCUUACGCAUGCCUGUCAGACAUUGUGAGCUGAACCCUACUGAGCCUGUCUGUGCUAACUGUAAAGGAGGGUUCAUGGCAAGACAUAACAAAACCAUCAUACUCAUACAUGUCAAAGGGUUGAUCAACGCAGCCUUUGCUGGAAUCACACCAGAGGGAUGGCAAAAGACAACAUCAUGCCCUGAAAUAGAACGUGGGUACCGGCAGAGUGAUAUCAGCGUAGAUAUCAUCCUUGUAGCACCAGGUAUCAUACCUUUGGGGGAUAGGACAGAUUCCCAUACGUUCAUCAGCUGA